GUGACCGCGCUUACUUGGCGCUUGGAGAGACGCCAUUCGAUUCAUAUGACAUCAUUGCACAACCCUUCACCACAAGUUGUUGAUCAGAUCAUGAACCCAACGAUAUCAUACUAACAGCCAUUGCGUGAUUCUCCAACUACAACAACCUCCACAAAUUCCUUGAAUAUGUGCUUCGGAAGCAAAUUGAAAGGCGAAGCACCAUCCGGAUUCGACAACGACAACCUCAAUUCGCGACCACUCAACGCAGUACCUCAGGGAAAGAGCUCGAUUAAAAUGCCGCAAACCGAAUCCUACUCUCCUCCAGCGGGACCACCGCCGUCACAAAAACCUGAGCCUUAUAACGAGCAAUAUGUACCCCCGCGUAGUCCCCCACCUUCGCACGAAUAUGCCCCUCCUUUGGGCCCACCACCGUCGCAAACUCAAGCGCCAUAUCACGAUUGGCAAACCGCAGUCCCCGACACAUCUCUUCUGCCGCCUCCUCCGUCUAUGGGAUAUCAGCGAAGCGAUGCAAACAACGCUACAGAAGAAGAGGCACUACAAGGAAAAGCAUGGUGUGAGCAGAACCCUUUGGGACCGCCAGUACAAUUCCCACAAGCUGCUCUAGAAGCACUUGAUGCUGGAAACAUUGGUGUCAUUAAGCCAAGGUCUUACAAUGGUGAUCUUUCACGUCUGCGACAGGGUAUUUGGACUGGAAAGACGAAGUCAAACAGCAAGGAUUCAUGCAUUAUUUCUACGCUUCCGUUGUACUCCGUAUACGCGCAUUCACCUCUACAAACCGAAAUUGGCAAAACAAUAUACUAUGAGGUCAAGAUAUCAGAUAGACAUCGUGGGGAAAUCACUUUGGGAUUAGGAUAUGUUGCACAGCCAUAUCCAACUUUCAGAUUGCCUGGUUGGCAUCGAGGGUCAUUAGGUGUCCACGGAGAUGAUGGUCACAAAUAUGUCAAUGAUCUAUGGGGUGGUAAGGACUUUACAAGUAAAUUUCAAGCCGGCCAGACUGUCGGAAUUGGAAUGACUUUCACUCCACGAAAUGUCAAUAGUCCUCCUGCAUAUGAUUCUGGGCCAGCACAAACCACUACUAAAACUCCUAUCAACGUUGAGAUUUUCUUUACCAGAGAUGGCAAAAAGGAUGGUGGAUGGAAUCUUCAUGAAGAGGGCGAUUCUGUCGAAGAUCUUCCCGUCACUGGAUUGGAAGGAAUGCACGACUUGUAUGCCGCAGUAGGAACAUUCGAAAAAGUUGAAUUGGAAAUCGUUUUCAAUGAAAGGGAAUGGAUGUAUCGGCCAUAAUGAACAUCACGGAUACUUAGAUAUGUAGAAUAGGAUAUACUAAUGGGAGGAUUGAGUUGCACGGAGUUACUAGGAUGGUGGGUCUGAGAGAAAGAAAUACACAUAAUCAUUUCUACUUCUUUAUCUUAAUCUCCUUUAAUCCGAUAGGAACAUCUACACAAUUUAAUUUUUGCCACAUACGAUGGCGACUGCCCUAGUUU
Molecule: messenger RNA, 1484 nt
Organism: Sclerotinia trifoliorum
Lineage: Eukaryota; Fungi; Ascomycota; Leotiomycetes; Helotiales; Sclerotiniaceae
Source: the annotation of a GenBank genome assembly